GGCCCGCGCUCCCGGCCGCCCUCCUCCCCCCGGACGCCGCGGCGGGUGCGGGGCGCGCGGGCGCCUGCGCCGGGGGCUCCCCCACCCACCCCCUGCGGGCCGCCGGUGUUCCGGUUCCGAAUCCACCCGGGGGCCAGGAUGACGAUCCGACACCAAGGCCAACAGUACAGGCCGAGGAUGGCAUUUCUCCAGAAGAUUGAAGCGCUGGUGAAGGACAUGCAGAACCCAGAGACGGGGGUCAGGGUGCAGAACCAGAAGGUCCUGGUCACCAGUGUCCCUCACGCCAUGACAGGCAGUGAUAUUCUCCAGUGGAUCGCCCAGCGGCUUUGGAUCUCCAAUCUGGAGGCACAGAACUUGGGCAACUUUAUUGUCAAAUAUGGCUACAUUUACCCUCUGCAGGAUCCCAGGAAUCUCGUACUCAAGCCUGACAACAGCCUCUACCGGUUUCAGACGCCGUAUUUCUGGCCCACCCAGCAGUGGCCGGCUGAAGAUACAGACUAUGCCAUCUAUCUAGCCAAGCGAAAUAUAAAGAAGAAAGGGAUCUUAGAAGAAUAUGAAAAGGAAAAUUACAACUUCUUGAACAAAAAAAUUAACUACAAGUGGGACUUUGUCAUUAUGCAGGCCAAAGAACAGUACAAGACUGGGAAGGAAAGGAAUAAAGCAGACAGGUAUGCGUUGGAUUGCCAGGAGAAGGCGUACUGGCUGGUCCACCGAUGCCCUCCGGGAAUGAACAAUGUGCUGGACUAUGGCCUGGACCGAGUGACGAAUCCGAAUGAAGUUCAGGUAAACCAGAAACAAACAAUCACUGCUGUCAGAAAAGAGAUCAUGUAUUACCAACAGGCCUUAAUGAGGUCCACGGUGAAGUCUUCGGUGUCCCUUGGAGGGAUCGUCAAAUACAGCGAGCAAUUUCUGUCCAAUGAUGCCAUCAUGUCAGGCUGCCUCCCUAGCAAUCCUUGGAUAACGGAUGACACCCAGUUCUGGGACUUGAAUGCCAAAUUGGUGGAAAUCCCAACCAAGAUGCGGGUGGAGCGAUGGGCUUUCAACUUCAGUGAACUGAUCCGAGACCCCAAGGGCCGACAGAGCUUCCAGUACUUUCUCAAGAAAGAAUUCAGUGGGGAGAAUCUGGGAUUCUGGGAAGCCUGUGAAGAUCUGAAGUACGGAGAUCAGUCCAAGGUCAAGGAGAAAGCGGAGGAGAUUUACAAGCUAUUCUUGGCCCCCGGGGCGAGGCGGUGGAUAAACAUAGAUGGCAAAACCAUGGACAUCACGGUCAAGGGGCUGAGGCACCCUCACCGCUACGUGCUGGAUGCCGCGCAAACCCACAUCUACAUGCUCAUGAAGAAGGAUUCUUAUGCUCGCUAUUUAAAGUCUCCAAUCUAUAAGGAAAUGCUGGCCAAAGCUAUUGAACCUCAGGAAACCACCAAGAGAAGCUCCGGUCUCCCAUUUAUGCGACGCCACCUGCGUUCCAGCCCGAGCCCCGUCAUCCUGAGGCAGCUGGAAGAAGAAGCCAAGGCUCGAGAAGCAGCCAACACGGUGGACAUCACCCAGCCGGGCCAGCACACCGCUCCCAGCCCCCACCUGGCCGUGUACACAGGGACCUGCGUGCCCCCGUCUCCUUCGGGUCCCUUCUCCCCCUCCUGCCGCUCCCCCAGGAUGCCUUUCCCCUCACCGGGCCGCUUCAUCCGGAGGCCCAGCAGCACCAUCUGCCCCACGCCUAUGAGGGUGGCCUCGGAGAGCUCCGAGCAGACGGGGGCCGCCGGUGCCUCCGGGGCCUGCCCGGGGCCCUCCGACACCGCCGGGGGUGAGGCCUCGGCCGAACACCCCUGGGUCCGGCCCAAGGCCCGCGUGGCUCUGUCCUUCAGCAGGUUUCUGAGACGGGGCUGUUCGGCUUCCCCGGUCUUUGCCAGGCUCUCGCCCAAGUGCCCGCCCGUGUCCCACGGGAAGGUGCAGCCCCUGGGGGACGUGGGCCAGCAGGUGUCACGGCUGAAAUCCAGGAGAGUAGCAAACUUUUUCCAGAUCAAAAUGGACGUGCCUACGCAGAGUGGGACCUGCCUGAUGCACUCGGAGGACACCGGGACAGGAGACUCGGGUGACCGGGCCGAGGAGAAGGAGGUCAUCUGUCCCUGGGAGAGCGUGGCCGAGGGGAAAGCUAGCUGAGCCGGGGGCGCUGGACCAAGAAGACGCUCCCAGCAGACCCUGCCAGAUGGGGCCACGGGCUCUCGAACCCAAGUGCAUUUCGAUCACAUUUGGGGCCUGGAGAGAGAAGACGGGAUGGAUUGUGGGGAAGCGUGCACUGCCUGGGGUCCCGAUGGCCGAUUCCCACCCUCCCUCUUGACCUUCCCUUCCUUGGGCAGAAGAAAGGCAUGUGGACCAGAGGACUUUACUUGCUGCCUUAAAACCAAUAAGAGGUUAACUUGUGCGAGUCUCUUGGCCUGGGAUGUUAGUGUGCGUCUGGUUUUAUUAGUUAGCUAUGAGCUACUGUUUAUCAGUUUAUGAGUUCAAUUCAUCUCUCCUUUGGUUUUAGAGACAAAGGGACACUGAGUCGUUUUUAAGAACUCCCUCCCUGGCUAAACUGGUUUGUGCAUGUUACUUCUAUCAACGGAGCUCCCCAGAGCGUGGCAUCGUGCACGAAGGGGGUGUCGGGGAAAGGCAUCUUUCUAGAAUGAGCAGGUGUGUUGUUCGCAUCCACCAAGAAGUAGAAACGAGAUGGGAUUAGCUGGGCAAGGGGUUUAUUGGGGGAAACACCUGUGAAGGAUAAAGAGUGCGAUCUGGAGAAGGAGGUAGGGGCCUUCCGACCAAGUGCCUGGCUGGCCUCUGGGGAAGGAAGGGCAGGCUUGGAGAGUCUCAUAUGGCAGUGCAGUUCCAAGUGAGUUUUGGCUUUGCCAUUGGGGUGUCCUUGACGCAGAGUGACUAGGUCUGGCAAGAACGGUUCUGCCUUCUCACCUCCACCAUGCAAGGUCAUUGGCUGGGAGCGCCUGAGGGGGAAGCCCGGCCCCAGCACGGACACGCUGCUGGCCAUCGGUCCAUCCACUCCCUGCAGCAGGGGCUCUGAGCACGCACGUUCAUGUCUGCUGCAUGCAACCCGGUAGGCACUUCUGGAGGCUUAGGCCUCGGUGCACCCCCACCUCUUCUCAUAGUCAUUUACUCCACUGGUAUGUGUUGAACCCUUGCUAUGGGCCAGGCACUGUGCUAGGCCCUGGGGAUGCAGUGGUGGGUGAGCCUCCUUGCCUCCUUGAAUUCAUCUAGAGCCGUGGCUCUCAACCCGGGACAACUUUGCCCCUGGGGGACACUGAGCAGCAUCUCAAAACAUUUUUGGGGUGUCAGGACUAGUGCGGGGAACGCUGCUGGCCUCUAGCGGGUGGAGGGCAGGCAGUGACAGCAAACAUUCUACAAACGGGAUAGUCUUCUACCCCUCCACAACGAAAGAUUCUCUUGUCCAAAUCAGCAAGUGCUGCUGUUGGGAAAUCCCCGAAGAGAGGGUGCAGGUGAUUCCCUGGGCUGCUGGACACGGGCCCCUUGUCAUUGGUUUCUGCCCCCAAGCCCUGAACUGUUGCCUGAGGGUGUUCUGCUGGGAUUAUAAUUGGAUUCAGGGGUGGGUUGAUAUUAAGGACUACAUCGUCAAAAACGUUUCUUCAAAGUUGCAUGGCAAGCUCUCACGGGAAAAAGAUUUUUCGAGUGGGUUGCCAAACCAUUCAUUAUCCCCCUCCCCUGAAUUCUCAGCUUCAUCAGAUUCUGAUUAGUAGAUAAGAACCCCUCACUUGCUUUUAACGUGCGACAAUUUACCUUAUUCAGUCCAUAAAUAAGCCCCCCGGGGGCGACUGAGUCAUCUGUCUUGACGCUUCUAGAAAUGAACGGUGGCUAGGGGCAUGGCCAAAACCUGGACUUGCUGACCACGCGAGGAAGCGCAGGUGAUUUAAUUCUGAAAGAGCGUGUCAUUUUACAUUCUGUGGGAUCCACUCCUUUGGGCUCACAAGAGUUACUCAUGUGGGGAUGAGGAAACUUGUCUCCUAGAGAGCACACAACGCCGGCUGGCUCUCUCUUGGAAGGCGAGUGGAUCAAAGAACUUGAUGUCUUUAUUUGGGAAGCUGGUCUAAAACGAGAUUACAGGCACAACCCAUACCUUUAAUGUACCAGCAACCAUUGUGCCCAGACCGUAAACUGGGGUUAUGGGGCUCCACUCCGAAGCCCCCAGGGUCCUCGACCAAGACCGUAUGGACCUUCAGCAUCAACUACCCAAGGCUGCGGGAUUCCCUGAUGGGAUUAGGUGAGGUCCCGGCUAAAGUGCUGUAACAAAGAGACCCCAGGAGGAAGGAAGUGGUUCAAACAUGAAGGAGUUUGACUCUGCCGUGCAAUUGCCCAAAGGCAGGAGGCAUUUCGUGGUGACUGGAUUCCAGGGAAGAGAGGAAAUCCAGGGGCCAAGGUAAAUAUUUUUAACCUUGUUGCCUCACCCGUCCCCUAGUGAUUGGCAUGGUUAUUCUCCACCUUGUCUGGACCGAAACUAUUACCCAGUCUUGGUGGAGGGAGUGGAAAGUAUAGUAGAAAAGGGGAGAAUGUGGGAGGUGGGGCAAGAGGAGCUGGGAGUGGCUGAUCAGUUUGUAUUUGGCCAAACGUUUGGUCAAUAUCUGUAAAAUGCAUCUGCUCUAUUCUGUGGUUGGGUGGCUUUUCCUUCAUUGAGAAUGCAAACCUCCUAGGCGCCCAACACCAGGUGCAGUAGAGUAAAACCACGGUGUGCGAGAUAAUUCGUUCUGGAAGCAUGCUUGUCAUCCAAAGUACUUGGAUAGCAAAGCGAAUUUCCCCGUGAGAAAUAAUGGGCACUCAGAUGAUUCGUUCCACAGCCCCAAAAUAUUCAUAUGCAAAUGACUACAGCACUGUCAUAUAAUGCAAAAUAAUAAAGAAAAUCCAAAAUAUAAAGAAAAAUAAACAAAUUAACUUGCA
Messenger RNA from Felis catus (domestic cat), 4932 nucleotides. RefSeq names its product regulator of G protein signaling 9 (gene RGS9). Gene Ontology annotation, biological process: regulation of G protein-coupled receptor signaling pathway; G protein-coupled receptor signaling pathway; intracellular signal transduction. NCBI's taxonomy places the organism in Eukaryota, Metazoa, Chordata, Mammalia, Carnivora, Felidae. Bases 139 to 2154 code for a protein of 671 amino acids. The transcript is spliced from 19 exons. The record is from RefSeq and is a predicted model, not a curated record.